Lottia gigantea (owl limpet) is the source of this 903-nucleotide messenger RNA. RefSeq lists its product as hypothetical. Lineage: Eukaryota; Metazoa; Mollusca; Gastropoda; Lottiidae. Bases 1 to 903 code for a protein of 300 amino acids. Gene Ontology annotation, molecular function: nucleotide binding; DNA-directed DNA polymerase activity; DNA binding. Gene Ontology annotation, biological process: DNA replication. The transcript is spliced from 2 exons. The record is from RefSeq and is a predicted model, not a curated record.
AUGACAGAAGGUGAAUAUCCUAAAGCGGAAAGUGCCAGACCUUUUCUACCAGAAGAAGAAAAAGAAUUUGUAAAACUCUUCAAUAAACAAAAAUUCAGACCUAGAACUGCUAUUUUUAAAGUCUGGUUUGAAUAUCCUACCAACAUGUUCUUUCAACCCAUACCAGCUAAAGAUAAAAUAAAUUUUACGAAUAGAAUAGAAAUAGUGAAAUCCGGUGGUAAAAUUAUUAAAAUAUUAGAUGGAAUAGUAUACGAAGAAAAUUUUAAAACUCCACCAUACAGAGUUUAUAUUUUAAUUUUGAAGGAAUUAAGGAAUAAAUACAAAAAAGAAGGAGAUAUGGUUGCUAGUAAUUGCAUGAAAUUAUUAGGUAAUUCCUUAUACGGUAAAUCUAUUCAGAAUGAUAUAAAUACAUCGAGACAUCUAUGGAGUGAAGCGACUUUUAAAGCCAACUUCGAUUCACACGUCAAAAGCUAUGAAAAAGUAAAUGAUAGUCAAUAUAUAGUUGAGAUGAAUGAAGGAGAAAAAGAGUUUGUUCCUCCAAAGGAUUUUACUAGAUUAACACCCGCUCAUUCAGGUGCAUUUAUAUUAUCUCACAGUAAAAAAAUAAUGAACAAUUUCAUUCACGUAAUAGAUGGAUUUUAUAAGCCGGAAAUAUACUAUACAGAUACUGAUAGUUUAUACAUUUCGUCUAGCAAUUGGGAUAAAUUAAAUGAAGCUGGGUUGGUGUCUGAAAACGAAUAUAGCAAAGGGAAGAAGGAUUAUGGUGAUGGUGGAAUCAUAUUUGGUUUAUAUUUAGCGCCAAAAGUAAAAUACAAUAUCAUUCUAACUUCCGACGGUAUUCUAAAAGAAAAGAAAACGUUAUUCCUAAUGAAAAACAAAAGAAAGUUUUCAGAAGUUAUCUGA